Mytilinidion resinicola is the source of this 876-nucleotide messenger RNA. RefSeq lists its product as uncharacterized. The record is from RefSeq and is a predicted model, not a curated record. The coding region runs from base 1 to 876 and encodes 291 amino acids. The transcript has a single exon. NCBI's taxonomy places the organism in Eukaryota, Fungi, Ascomycota, Dothideomycetes, Mytilinidiales, Mytilinidiaceae.
AUGGAAGGAAUUAAGACAAAUAUUGUCGCCAUUAAGGAACAAUCUAGCGCUUCACAACGCCAGAUAAAGAGGAAGAAGAUUAAGCCUGCAGAGAGCUUCUCUCCAUCGCUUGUAGACCUUAAGUUAAGCCACAAUAGGCAAAUUCCGUGGGGCACGCUAUAUAGCGAGUUGUCAAAAAGUCAUAAGGUGAUGGAAAUCGCCUGGAAAGAUGCAACAAUAGUCUUGUUCCUGUCUACUGUGCAUAACGGGAAGGAUUACAUUGCUAAGCUACGGAAACAACCUACAAAAACAGCUACAGGAUAUCAUCAAACGGUGAAGAUGUUCGGUAAAGAGGCGCAGGCGUGGCUUAAUAUUCCAGUGAUGAUCGAUGAGUAUAACCUCUGGAUGUGCGGCGUGGACGUGGCAGACCAGAUGCGCAGCUAUUAUAAUACAAAUCGUGUCCACAGAAAGACAUGGAAGCCAUUGUGGAGUUUCCUGUUGGAUACGGUUGUGGGCAAUAGCUACAUGCUCUCAUCAUACAGGCCCGAGCCGGGCUCAGGCGAGCGCGCAUCACGCCAAGAUACUCAUCUACAAUUCUGUCGAGACCUACGAGACAAGCUCCUACAUGCAUCUAUUCGCUAUCGCCAGCAAGAUUCUAUGCAGAGAGCGAAGGGGCCUAUGGAUCUUGUUUGGAGACCGGUCAAUGAGCAUCAGCAUGUUAAAAUGUUCACAAAACAACCCACCUGCGCCGGCUGCUCAGCUAAGCACCGCGCAACUUCAAAGCCUCAUCUUGGCGCUCGAAAAGCUCUUGCUGAGCUAUCUGUCAAUACAACACAGAAGAAGCGAGAGGAUAGCAGGGGGUGGAAACGCCGUGAAAGGCCGCCAAGAACGAAUUAG